AUGAAUGUUUUGUAAUCAAAAUGAUAUCCCCCACGCUAAUUAGCUAUAUAAACCACAUGGCUGCCGUUCUGACGUUCUUUCCAGAGCUGAGAAGUUCCUGCAGUUCCUUGUCUGUAGUACUCUGAAAUAGUCGCCAUGGCUGCAGACGGAAUCAUUCGUGACCAUGAGGCAAUGGGGGAGAAAGCCGAAUUGGCGCAUGAGGAGAUUGUUCACCUCACUGAGCUGACUCCACAAGAGAAAAUCUUGGAGAAGAAGCUGCUUCGUCGAAUCGAUUCCAUCAUCCUCCCUUUUGUUAUCAUCGUGUACCUGAUGAACUAUAUUGAUCGAAAUAACUAUGCCUCUGCCAAAUUGCAAGGUCUCAUGGCCUCAUUGCAUAUGAACGACUCCCAAUACCAGACCGGUCUAUCCAUUCUAUUCGUCGGAUACAUCCUGAUGCAAGUCCCCUCCAACUUGGCUCUUAACUAUAUCGGACGGCCAUCCGUAUACAUCGGCUUCUUCGUCGCUGCCUGGGGCCUGGUCUCUGCUCUGACCAGCCAGGUCAAGAGUUACGGCGCCAUAAUCGCCUGUCGUUUUAUCCUCGGUAUUGUCGAGGCCCCCUUCUUUGCCGGUAUCUUGUUCUACCUUUCCAGUUGGUAUACCAAGAAAGAACUCGCUCUUCGAAUGAGUAUUUUCUACUCUGGCUCUCUCCUCAGUGGUGCCUUUGGAAACCUCAUCGCAGCUGGCAUCUUGUCCGGUCUUGAAGAUGCUCGCGGAAUGGCAGCAUGGCAAUGGCUCUAUAUCAUUGAAGGAUCAAUCACUAUUUUCGUUGGAAUUCUCAUCAUGCUCUUCCUUCCCGACUUCCCCGAGAACUGGAGGCUCUUAUCCCCCGAAAUGAAGGCUGUUGCCAUGCGACGUCUUGCCAUCGAUGCCGCAGAGGCCGACAGUGAUGAAUCUGGUGGCAUGAGCCAGUGGCGCGGUGCAAAACUCGCUUUCACUGAUAAACGUACCUAUCUCUUCGCCCUGGCAUACAUGUGUGUUGUCGCUGCCACCGGUUUCCAAUACUUCUUCCCAACCCUUACCAAAACCCUGGGAUACAGCAAUAUCAUCUCCCUCUUACUCGUUGCGCCGCCGUACGUGUUCAUGGUGUUCUAUUCCAUUCUUCACAAUCACAUAUCGGACAAGUUCCAGAAGCGAUUCAUUUUUUACGUUAUUCCCAUCCCAAUCUCCAUCGUCGGAUUCAUCAUUUUCAUGACAACAUCGAGUUUCGGCCCACGAUAUCUGUCGCUUUUCCUGAUGAAUUUUGCCUUCUGCAUGAUCGCCACUAUAUUCGGAUGGAUUGGUUCCACCAUUGCUCGCCCACCGGCCAAACGAGCUGCUGCAUACGCCUUUAUCAAUUCCAUUGGUAAUUCAGCCAGUAUCUGGACAGCAUAUACCUAUCGCGCCCAGGAUGCGCCUCACUAUCGUCCCGCGCUUGGUAUUUGUAUUGCCAUGCUGGGAGUAGCCUUCCUCACUGGGCUAUACUUGUAUGUUGACCUCAGGUCGGAGAAUAAGCGACUGGAACGUCUGGAGAAUGAGGAUAGUAUCUUGUCGGAGCGAGACUUGCGACGAUUGCAAAAGACUGCUGAAGUUGAGGGUAUUGAUGUUGCGGCAGCUCGUCGGUUGCAGAAGGGAUUCCGUUAUGUUCUUUAAUUUAUGUAUAUAGCGUCGCAUGCCUUGAUGAUUAAAUGAUCAAUUGAAUGUUUCCAUCACAUCGGUAAUC
Talaromyces stipitatus ATCC 10500 is the source of this 1738-nucleotide messenger RNA. RefSeq names its product MFS transporter, putative. Gene Ontology annotation, molecular function: transmembrane transporter activity. Bases 136 to 1668 code for a protein of 510 amino acids. Gene Ontology annotation, biological process: transmembrane transport. Lineage: Eukaryota; Fungi; Ascomycota; Eurotiomycetes; Eurotiales; Trichocomaceae. The record is from RefSeq and is a predicted model, not a curated record. Gene Ontology annotation, cellular component: membrane. The transcript has 2 exons.